AUCAAAAAUAAAACUUUACUAAACCAUGGAAAUAAAGUUUCUUUUUAAAUUGCCCCUUUUGGAUUUUCAUAUUCCUGUCAUUUCUCUCCAAAUGAUCCAGAGUGAAAGUCUGGGACCCAUCUCUUUUAUUCUGCCUUCUUCUUACACCUCACCUUUAUACUUCUAGCCUAUCUCCACUAGACUCAUGUUGUCAGUCACCAAGACUCAGGAUUGUAUUCCCAUGUGCACCAUCCCAUUUCCUCUGAAUAUCUUAGCCUGCGGCUUCAGGUGUCUCACUGCUAAGUGAUUGCCAUUUGUCUCACUGCCUCCAAUCUCUGGAGGAGUUUCAAGCUGAUUUGCCUAGAGAGUCAGGUAAGUAAAGAGUGAAAUGAGCUGGAUGAGCACAGACCUCUUUAAAUUGUUCCAGUCAAUUGUUGCUUCAUCAGGGAUGACGGGGCAGUGUGGAGAGAAAUCCAACUUUCCAAGAAAAGCCAGAGAUUCCCAGAGUUCCCACAGUCCUUCUCACUUCCCUUGGAUUCCUAGAAUUGCAGGGACAAAAAGAAGGCUCUGUGCCUGGGAGAUAGGUUGUGCAAAGUACUGCGCUAGCCAAACUUCUUGAAGUGGUCCCUGAAGUGAUCCGCAAUGACUCCUUAUAGAUAGGUGCCUUGCGCCCUGGCUCAUCAUCCUAGCCAAGUGCCACCCCGAGGAGUGUCUAGUAAAACAAUUCUGUUGAACCAGGAUGAUGGUGACGAAUCAUCUAAUCUAGACCAGUUGAAACUGCACCAGUCACUUGCUCUGGACUUUGAACUUUAAAUAGUUAAUGGGUAGUGACAGAGCAAGUGUCACAGCAAUGAAAAGAAUUAGAAUAAGGGUCAGCAAAUAUCUGCUAAAGAGUGACAAAAUAGAACCAGAUCCUGGCUCAGAGCAGCAGUAGCAGCAGCAGCAGCAGCACCGUGACUGCCAAGGGUUUCUCUGACCAGAGUCUCUUCCUCUAGUCUACAGCAUGGGAAAUAUCUUUGCGAACCUCUUCAAGGGCCUUUUUGGCAAAAAAGAAAUGUGCAUUCUCAUGGUGGGCUUGGACGGUGUUGGGAAGACCACUAUCCUGUACAAACUGAAGUUGGGUGAGAUCUUGACCACCAUUCCCACGAUAGGUUUCAACGUGGAGACUGUGAAGUAUAAGAACAUCAGCUUUAUUGUGUGGGAUGCGAACAGCCAGGACAAGAUCCGGCCUCUGUGGCGCCACUGCUGCCCAAAUGGACAAGGGCUCAUCUUUGUGGUUGACAGCACUGACCAAGAACGCAUGGACGAGGCCAGAGAGGCGCUCAUGCAGAUGGUGGUGGAGUUCACUGAUAUUGUCCUGCUAGUGUUUGCAAACAAGCAGGACCUCUCCAAUGCCAUGAGCACAGCUGAGAUCACAGACAAGCUGGGCCUGAACUCUCUGCACCACAGGAACUGGUACCUUCAGGCCACCUCUGCCAUCACUGGGGCUGGCCUCUAUGAGGGACUGGACUGGCUGGCCAAUCAGUUCCAGAACCAGAACUGAGCCACACUCCUCUCUUCCCCCUCACUCCCUCCUUCACCCUGGCUUUCCUGUCCAUGUGGCAGAUGUAUCCCUGUGGUGUGAGUGCCAGAAGCUGUCCCCAUGGUUGCUCUCAGUGUGCUUCAUCAUGCUGUGCAUGUGCAGAUGCAGCCUACACCCGGGUUUUUAUCUAAAUAGUUCUUGUUUCCAAUGAGGCAGUUUCUGAUACUCCUAUGCAAUAUUACCCAUGCAAUAUUAUGCAAAGUAAGGCAGCCAAUGAGCCGAUCAAUGUUUCUCUCUCUCCCUCUGUCUCUCUCUGUCUCUCUCUCCCUCCCUC
This is a messenger RNA of Myotis myotis, 1835 nucleotides long. Its product is annotated as ADP-ribosylation factor 1-like. Gene Ontology annotation, cellular component: cytoplasm; plasma membrane. Gene Ontology annotation, biological process: intracellular protein transport; vesicle-mediated transport. Gene Ontology annotation, molecular function: GTPase activity; GTP binding. The record is from RefSeq and is a predicted model, not a curated record. The coding region runs from base 983 to 1522 and encodes 179 amino acids. The transcript has a single exon. Lineage: Eukaryota; Metazoa; Chordata; Mammalia; Chiroptera; Vespertilionidae.